This is a messenger RNA of Durio zibethinus, 1298 nucleotides long. RefSeq names its product protein MODIFYING WALL LIGNIN-1-like. The record is from RefSeq and is a predicted model, not a curated record. NCBI's taxonomy places the organism in Eukaryota, Viridiplantae, Streptophyta, Magnoliopsida, Malvales, Malvaceae.
AAAAGAAAGGCUUCCAUGUAAUCUAAAACUACCUAAAAAGUAAAUACAGUUAGGACUAGGGAACACGGUGUCUCUCCUUCCAAGCAAUGGCAGAAUUGUUUGGAAGAAUAGCUCAACCACCGCAAAGGAAGAAACCCAAGGGACAGAAAGAGGACGAUAGCCACCAACAACAACAGGUCUUUUCAUCGACUUUCUAUCCCUUGAGUAACUCCCACGCCUUCAUUCUUCUUUCCUCACCUAAAUUCUCUUGUCCUUUCAAGGCACUUCCAACGAAAAGCGGCCACCUGCCAUGGGAAAACAUCGACUUGGUUGCGUCUUAGUCUUCUCUGUCAUUGCCUCCCUCGGCCUUGUCUCCUUCACCUCAUGUCUUGUAGCAGAGGCUAAGAGACCCAAGAAGGCUGAUCUCAAGUUGGAUGGAAAGCUGUGUUUCUUACCUGCCAGUCAUGGCUUUGGAUUCGGAGUUGCUGCACUAAUCUGUCUCUCAAUCGCUCAAAUCAUAGGGAACGUAUUAGUCUGUGCAAAUUACUGGUCGAGAUCAGGAAAGGCGAGAAAGGCUAAGAAACCAAUUCUUACUGCAAUUCUCCUGGCAUUUUCCUGGAUCAGCUUUGGAGUUGCAAUCAUCCUAAUAAGUACGGUCACGAGUAUGAGCAGAAGACAACCCUAUGGAGAAGGAUGGUUGGACGGUGAAUGCUACAUGGUUAGAGGUGGAGUGUACAUAAGCUCCGGGUUUUUAAGCCUGGCUGCCGUGUUGGCCUUGCUCGGGAUAGCUGCCAUAACGAUAACGACAAAUCAAGUUGAUCAAGGCCAGAAAGUAUAUGCACAGAAUGCAUGAAAAACAAAAUAACCAGUGAUAGGUUUGCCAUUUUUGGAAGCUUAGUUUCAAGUGACACGAUGGGUUUUGAGCUUUGAAUGAAACAACCAAGUAUGUAUAAUGUCUUCCACCAAGUCCAAGACCUGCAACUGCCAACAAGUCAACAACUGAAAAUAUAUACGGUACAGAAGCCUGCCAGAAGCCCCAAACGAGAGGCUUCAAAAGCAAUACUAGAAUUCCUUUACAUCUUGUCUUGUCUUGAUAUUAAUAUUAAUAUUAUUAUUAUUAUUAUAAGGAGCAAACGGAAAAGUGAUAAUGAGUGAGGGCCAAAGCCCAAAGGGGAUGUCCCGCUACGCACUCCACUUCUCUGGUCCCUUCCCAAAAUCAGGAAAGGUUAGUUAGCUUCAACAAAAAUGAAAGAGAUGGUUCUUUUGUAUUUAUUCCCAUAAUAAUAAUGAUAAAUUUAUUUGAUGCCUCCACAGCGAUA